Molecule: messenger RNA, 1510 nt
Organism: Lates calcarifer (barramundi perch)
Lineage: Eukaryota; Metazoa; Chordata; Actinopteri; Centropomidae
Gene: grsf1
Product: G-rich RNA sequence binding factor 1
Exons: 10
Coding region: 178-1407 (409 amino acids)
Biological process (GO): regulation of RNA splicing
Cellular component (GO): ribonucleoprotein complex; nucleoplasm
Molecular function (GO): RNA binding
Source: RefSeq, a predicted model, not a curated record
UUAAAACUCUGCCCUUGACUGACCCACGUGAGCCAGACAGCUUCCCGACCUCAUGCUAAACCGGCAGCCAGCUAAAAGAACUGGCUAAACUCAGAGAAAACACAAACCUUAAACCGUCCAGAUAUUUAUUUAUUUCAGCUCCAGACGCCGCUGCGCUGAUGUGUUAGCUUACCCAAAAUGUCCGGUAACUGUAGGUCUCUGUUGUUCCUGCUGCAGCGGUGUGUCGCAGUCAGACAGGCAACGUUACCGACAGGCGUCACAACAAGACGCGGCGUGCUGUCAGGUACCCGCUGCGGCUUCAUCCAGCAGCGAACAUGGACAUCAACGACCCGGGGGACAGGCUGUUUACAGAGACUCUGUCAGCUGCAGUCCGCGGUGAAAACCAGUCAGUACGGCCUCUGUACCAAGGCGCCUUAUGAGGAUGAAUACCCACCGCUGCCGGCCUACCAGACCGUUUCAGAACCAGAGAAGAAGGAGGUGUAUAUCGUGCAGGUGAAAGGCCUCCCGUGGUCAUGCUCGGCUGAUAAUCUCCUGCAUUUCUUCUCAGAGUGCAGGAUCUGUAACGGGGUGAACGGGAUCCACCUCACCGUGGACAAAAUGGGGAGGCCGUCGGGACAAGCCUUCAUAGAGGUAGAGCACGAGGAGGACGUCAGCAAAGCUCUGGAGAAGCACCGACAGUACCUCGGCCCACGAUACAUCGAAGUGUUUGAAGUGACGAACAAAGACGCCGAAAUCAUCCUGAAGAAAGCCAUCCAGGCUCCAGCCGACCAGGCUCCCAAAACUAACUGGGUGGUGCGGCUCAGAGGCCUCCCCUUCUCUUGCACCGAGGUCGACAUCGCCCAGUUCUUUUCAGGUCUGGAUCUACUGGAGAAUGGGAUCACCAUUGUCAGAGACCACAAAGGAAGAAACUCUGGGGAGGCUUAUGUGCAGUUUUCCUCCCAGGAAGCGACAGACGAAGCUCUGCAGAGAGACAGAGACGUCAUAGGAAACCGAUACAUUGAGGUGUUUCCCAGCACAACCAUGGAGAUUCACUCCAGUAAGAGGAGGAGGCAGAGUCCAGCUUUUCCUCAGACCAGCCUUCAGUCAGCCAACAGGAUGAUUCCUGCCUCACAGACCAACUUCAAUACUGGAUCCUCUCUGGGCUCAGUUGUGCCGCUUUCUCACAUCCACAUGAGAGGUCUUCCUUUCCAGGUGUCUGCAGAGGACAUUGUGAGGUUCUUCUCUCCUCUAGUUGUCUCAAGAAUCCUGAUUGAAUACGGUCCCAGUGGGAGGCCGAGCGGCGAGGCUGAUGUUUACUUCAGCUGCCACCAGGACGCCUUAGCCGCCAUGUCUAAAGACAGAAUGUACAUAGGAGAGAGAUACAUCGAGUUAUUCCUGAACUCUAUACCAGACUGUGACAGGAGGUGAAUGACGACACGUAGAUGCCAAACACAGGACUGUUGUAUUUAUUUUCCAGUCUCAUGUGGUUAUCAAUAAACAAACAAUAAGCAUUCCUGGUGUCAAAAAAACA